This is a messenger RNA of Ruditapes philippinarum (Manila clam), 1258 nucleotides long. RefSeq lists its product as uncharacterized. The transcript is spliced from 2 exons. The coding region runs from base 1 to 1116 and encodes 371 amino acids. The record is from RefSeq and is a predicted model, not a curated record. Lineage: Eukaryota; Metazoa; Mollusca; Bivalvia; Venerida; Veneridae.
AUGGAAACACUCGUGGGCGGAAGUGAGACUGAAGCUGCGCGCGAGGAGGGAGGCACCUCACGGGAUAAAAUUAGCGAAUUCGUUAGCAAAGGAGAAAAAAUUUUCGUUAACAUGACGAAUACGUUGCAAGAGAUGUCCCAUCAUGGCAAAAAGUUAUCGGCAGUUGCUGAAACGGUAGAAAAGCUUCAGGCUGAUCUAAAAGCAAUGAAAAGAAAACAUGAAUCAAACAAAGAGAGUACGUCGAAAAAACGAAAAAUGUCUGACAGUGACACAUCUUCGGACGACGAUGAUGACGAAAAUAUAAAUGACACAAAUAAUGCAGCAGACGUAGCUGCUAUAUUUUCUGAUAGACAGUCUGACAAUGAUGGAGAAGAAGAAAAUGAUGAUUUCCUCCAAGAACUGGAUAACCAAUUCAAAGAAAGACUGGAAACGGGAGACAAGGUGUCAGAAAAAAUUGCUGGCUUUACAAACAGGGGUCUGCGGGCUGAUCCACAGGAACAAGUAAUGAAACAACUUAGAGAAAAGCAUAAAAGACCAGAAAAUCUACCAAACCUUCAAACUCCUCAAGUUGAGACGUUCUUGUGGAGGGAAUUAAAACUGACAACAAAAUUGAUCGACGCAAAGCUACAGAAGUCUGUACAUCAACUGUCAGACUGUCUGGUCCCAGUUAUUAAAGCUUUGGACCAUGUCCGAGUAUCGAAGACAGUUGACAGAGAAUUGAUGAAAGACCUGUUAAGUGACACAUUCAAUAUGAUGGUCCACAGCAUCACAUCCACAAAUAAAGCUCGAAGGGAUAAAAUAAUUCAAGAGAUCCAUCCUACAUAUAAAAGCAUAUGUCAAAAGUCUGUGCCAUCUGCCACACAAUUAUUUGGCGACAACCUGAAAGAAGAGGCAAAAGCUUUUUCGGAAAGAGCACCACAGAUGACACAGGGUCCAAAAAAUCCUUUUUUAGGGAAAAGAGGAGGGGGGCACUCCAGCAAGACCAAACAGCAUUAUCGGAAACCAUACAACAGUGGAUACAGUCAGCAGAAACCAUUUUACAAACACAGCCGACCACAACUUCCUCACAAAAGUCAACACUUUCAAAAGAAAGAUCAACAGAUCCAACGAAAAUAAAUCUUAAUGGCCAAAAUUCUACAAAAAAUAGAAGAAGACGAGACAGAAGCUGUGUUGAUAUGUCCGCUUUGGACGACACAAACUUGGUGGGCAUCAAUCCUUCCCCUCAUCAGCGGCCCAUGUUUUUUGAUCCAGAACCCAC